This is a messenger RNA of Columba livia (rock pigeon), 789 nucleotides long. RefSeq names its product histone H3. Gene Ontology annotation, molecular function: DNA binding; protein heterodimerization activity; structural constituent of chromatin. Lineage: Eukaryota; Metazoa; Chordata; Aves; Columbiformes; Columbidae. The record is from RefSeq and is a predicted model, not a curated record. The coding region runs from base 1 to 741 and encodes 246 amino acids. The transcript has 3 exons. Gene Ontology annotation, cellular component: nucleosome.
AUGUCUGGUAGAGGCAAGGGCGGGAAGGGGCUCGGCAAGGGGGGCGCCAAGCGCCACCGCAAGGUGCUGCGCGACAACAUCCAGGGCAUCACCAAGCCGGCCAUCCGCCGCCUGGCUCGGCGCGGCGGCGUCAAGCGCAUCUCGGGGCUCAUCUACGAGGAGACUCGCGGAGUGCUGAAGGUGUUCCUGGAGAACGUGAUCCGCGACGCUGUCACCUACACCGAGCACGCCAAGAGGAAGACCGUGACAGCCAUGGACGUGGUCUACGCCCUCAAGCGCCAGGGACGCACCCUCUACGUCUUGCUCCACCUUAGGCCUGGCCGCGGUGACAUGGCGCGUACGAAGCAGACGGCGCGUAAGUCGACGGGCGGGAAGGCGCCCCGCAAGCAGCUGGCCACCAAGGCUGCCCGCAAGAGCGCGCCGGCCACCGGCGGCGUGAAGAAGCCGCACCGCUACCGGCCCGGCACGGUGGCGCUGCGCGAGAUCCGGCGCUACCAGAAGUCGACGGAGCUGCUGAUCCGCAAGCUGCCCUUCCAGCGCCUGGUGCGCGAGAUCGCGCAGGACUUCAAGACCGACCUGCGCUUCCAGAGCUCGGCCGUCAUGGCGCUGCAGGAGGCCAGCGAGGCCUACCUGGUGGGGCUGUUCGAGGACACCAACCUGUGCGCCAUCCACGCCAAGCGCGUCACCAUCAUGCCCAAGGACAUCCAGCUGGCCCGCCGCAUCCGCGGCGAGCGCGCCUGAGGCUUCUGCCCAGCCAGCACCAAACCCAAAGGCUCUUCUAAGAGCCAC